ACCAGCGUCAGCAUCGCUCGCCGGAGAGAUUUCUUAGGGAUGUCGCUUUCGUUGUACGGACCGCAGUGUUGGGCUCUUUCGCACCCCCUCCCGCCCCCCGCGCUUCCCGCCACUUCUCCUUCUCCUUCUCCUCUAAUCCUCAUCGACCUUUUUCGCACCAUGAUUUCCACCUCGUUAUCGUCUCUUUCUCGCUCUUGAUUCUCGUUUGAUGUUUGUUUUUCUUCUGUUGAUUUUGAUCCAGUCUUUCUCCAUUUCGAGGAUGGUUCUCGGAGAUUGGUGAUUUCCUUCUUGGUUUCGCUUGAGGGUUGUAUGUAUUACUUGUUAUCUUGUUGAAUUUGCUCUGAAUUGACUCAGAUUAGGUAUACUUUCAUGUCUAUGUGAGCUGUGGGGGUCUUUCGAAAGAUAGGAUUUAUUAGAGUUUUACUUGGAUUCUCUCAACUGAAUUUGAAUUAUUUUCUUCGUUUAUUGGAAAUCAAUCGGGUUCUGGUGGUUGGCUUCUCUUUCGAUCUGGUGUUUUUAGUUUUUUUGUUGAUUUUUAGCCUUGCCUCUACUUAAAGGUUUGAUUUUUGAUGGGAUCUCUGGAUGAGCUCUGAGGAAAUCGAUUAAAUUAGAUAGCUUGACGUCCUGUUACUCGAUUGUGUUUUCGACGCCAAAAAGUUAUUGUUUUGGUAACCUUUGUGGAAUGCUUUCGUGGUUAGCAUUUGUAGAUUCUUGGGUUUUUGUUUAAAAACUAGAGCAGAGGAUUGUGCCAUAGAGAGGGAUGGGGAGAGUGAAGCUGAAGAUCAAGAGAUUGGAAAACUCCAGUGGGAGACAAGUUACCUACUCAAAAAGGAGGGCAGGGAUCUUGAAAAAGGCCAAGGAGCUCUCCAUAUUAUGUGACAUUGACAUUGUUCUUCUCAUGUUCUCACCCACCGGCAAGCCCACAUUGUGUCUUGGAGAACAAAGCAACAUUGAGGAGGUCAUAGCAAAAUUUGCUCAACUAACUCCACAGGAGAGAGAAAAAAGGAAGUUAGAGAGUCUUGAAGCAUUGAAGAAGACAUUCAAGAAGCUGGACCAUGAGGUCAAUAUCCAAGACUUUCUGGGCUCCAGUCCUCAAACCGUUGAGGAACUGGCUAGUCAACUGAGAUUAAUACAAGCUCAAAUAUUAGAGGUACAACAGAGAUUAAGUUAUUGGAUGGAACCCGAAAAGAUUGAUGACAUAGACCAAAUCAGAGCAAUGGAACAAUCUCUCAAGGAAACUCUUGACCAAAUACAAUUACAGAAGGAAAAUUUGGCCAAGCAGCAAUAUAUAUCUCUAGAAUCUGUUAGCCAGUUCCAGAACGACUUGCAUUUGCCCUUUGCACUGUGUAGUAUGCCACAAAACUUGCCAAUCAUGUGGCUUCAUAACAAUCAUGGCCAACAACUUAUGCUACCAGAAGUCUCUAAUUUGCUGCCUCAGAGGGAUAUUGGAUGCUCUACAGACACAUCCCUUCAAAGUUAUCCCAGUUACUUCAGUAGUGCAGAGAAGCAAACAGAUACCAACGAGCCAGGACAAGGGGACUCCACGCAUGGGUUAAGCCAAAAUGAAUGCCUUAGCCUGCAGCUGGGAGCCCAAUAUCCUUAUCAGGGUUAUAAUUCGAAUCUGCUUAAUGAGAAAAAUUGCAAACCUGCAGAAAUCAGCUCACGGGAAGGUUUUGUAGAAUACCAAGUUAAUCAAUUCGAUUCACCCGGGCAUGGUUAUAAUGCCAGCAUUCAGAAUUGGGCUUCAACUUCUGGGUCAUGUGGUGUCUUGACAUUUGAUGAUCGCUCCUAUAAUCAACAACCAAACCAGACCAUUUAAAUCAAUCGUUCAAACUCGCUGGUCUUAACUGGUAUUGUUCACCUAUGUAAUGCUGAUUGUAUGAGAUUUUUUUCUUCAGAUAAAAAUCACAAGGCAAGCAUGUUAUUGAGGCAGGUUCUGCCUGCAUUGUUAUGAGGAUGUGAGGCCCACAUUGUCAGAGAAUUCAAAUCCAAUGCUUUCCAUUUAUGUGAUGUAAAUCAGUAAAAAUGUCUCUCAGAGAUCAGCUGAUAAAAUGAUUUCCAGUUGUAGAGUGAAACAAUAACUAACAUACAUACAUAUAUAUAUACAUACAUUUACAUUAUGUUGUAUAUUUAUUUAGGC
Messenger RNA from Dioscorea cayenensis subsp. rotundata (Guinea yam), 2140 nucleotides. RefSeq names its product agamous-like MADS-box protein AGL30. Bases 761 to 1819 code for a protein of 352 amino acids. NCBI's taxonomy places the organism in Eukaryota, Viridiplantae, Streptophyta, Magnoliopsida, Dioscoreales, Dioscoreaceae. The record is from RefSeq and is a predicted model, not a curated record. Gene Ontology annotation, biological process: regulation of transcription by RNA polymerase II. Gene Ontology annotation, molecular function: DNA-binding transcription factor activity, RNA polymerase II-specific; RNA polymerase II cis-regulatory region sequence-specific DNA binding; protein dimerization activity. The transcript is spliced from 11 exons.